CCUUGGUGACAGUGAGCUGACAUCUUUUUAAAAGGAAAUGGGAAAUUCAGGGCGCCAGGUUUAGACGAGGGAAAUUGUCAAGUUACCGGGACAUGGUUGCAUUUCGGACAUUCAGGGGGGGCUACUGGGGGCUAAGCCUGAACCUGAACCCGAACUGCCAAUCAUGUAGACGGUGUCCCAAACCGAGAGCUCGUGCAGACAGCUUCGAUAACAAGAUGUCCGCCGGCAAAAACACAAGGACCUCCACCGCCCAGGAGGAGCAGCAACAGCAGCAGCAUCAACAGCCAGAAUCCGGAGUUCAAACCAGGAAUAGAGUGACAAACACAAACUCAGCAGCAGCAGCAAUUCGAGUUUUGGCAUUGGGAUUGAACCUGAUGCCCUACCAUUUCCACUGCCACUCCUGCUUAGAGCCGAGGUCCUUUUGGGGCUGAGAGUCCUGCAACUCCUGGCGCCGCAUUUCGUCUGUCGCACGUGUCAAUGCGUCUUUGAAUGCUCAAUUAAAUUUUCGACUGAUUCGCUUUUGAGCCCAGCCCAGGACCGGGGCCAGGAUCCCACGAAAUCGGAUUGUAAUUGGGAUUUUUGCAUUUGCCUUUUGCCACUUGACAGACGCUUUUUGACCCACCACCAACAGCACCAGCAAUCCGCUGUUCGGGGUAAGUUUAUUGCUGGCACCUCAUGAAUUAUUCA
Drosophila kikkawai is the source of this 687-nucleotide messenger RNA. RefSeq lists its product as uncharacterized. The record is from RefSeq and is a predicted model, not a curated record. Lineage: Eukaryota; Metazoa; Arthropoda; Insecta; Diptera; Drosophilidae.